Molecule: messenger RNA, 8099 nt
Organism: Macrosteles quadrilineatus (aster leafhopper)
Lineage: Eukaryota; Metazoa; Arthropoda; Insecta; Hemiptera; Cicadellidae
Product: DE-cadherin-like
Exons: 27
Coding region: 81-4748 (1555 amino acids)
Biological process (GO): homophilic cell-cell adhesion
Cellular component (GO): plasma membrane; catenin complex
Molecular function (GO): calcium ion binding; cadherin binding
Source: RefSeq, a predicted model, not a curated record
UAAAGCGAUGAACUUGUCGUGAUCGUGGGCCAUCUUGUCUUGACGUUAGUUUUUAGUUGGUCGUGGUUCAAAGUGCAGUGAUGAUGUGGUGUGCUGUUGAUUUACUGUUUGUUUCACUGACUUACGCCCUUGUGUGUGUAUCUGUGAGUGGUUCUGAACAUUUGGAGAGGACUAGCGACAUCGUAGCCGUCGACAACUCCUUGGAUAACCGAGAUAAAGAUCCCACAUCACUGACAGGUCGCUCAUGGAAGACCAACCCUCUGACAGGGCCAGUGGGGCGGAGCUCGGCGAGGCUACGACACUCCAGACACCUGCUGGGCCGAGGAGGCGCUCCCCACCUGCCCACCCCAGAGGCUCUCCUCGGCAGCCCCUUCGCCGACCUCUCGGGGACAAGUAUCUACAGCAUGGGAGGAAGCGGUGUGCAAGUAGACAACCACAAACCUGUGUUCACAAACUGUUUAGAAUAUCAACCCUCUGUCAAAGAAGAAGAGCCAACGGGGACUCCUGUGCUUACGGUGAAAGCAAAAGACAGAGAUCCACCAGAAAGUGGAGGUAACAUUACCUACACGUUAAUAUCAACAUCUGUUGGACAAAACAAGUUUAAAAUCAAUCCCGUAACAGGAGAAAUUAGCACGGCAGUGAUGUUAGACAGAGAUGAACCGUCUAGAGAGAAAGAGGUUUACCUGAGUGUGAGGGCUACGGACAACGGCCGACCAGAACUGGAUGAUGUCUGCACCAUUAAAGUCACCAUAGAAGACAUCAAUGACAAUCCACCAGUCUUUGAUAAAGUGAACUACGUAGAGUCAGUGCCUAAGGAUCUGGUGCCUGGUCAUGUGGUGAUGAAGAUAUCAGCCACAGACAUUGACGACGGCAACAACAGCAAGGUCUUUUACGAUCUGCAAGCCAAGAAGCCCGAGGAAGCAAAUUAUUUUCAUAUUGAGAACAACACUGGAGUCAUAAUUCUCAACCGAGAUAUUGAUAAAGACCCCGGGUACCAUUUCCUGAUGAGAGCCACUGCCACAGAUCAAGGAGAGAUCCCCAACUCCGCCACUAUAGACCUAGAGAUCUCUGUGGUAGAGUCCCACAAGAAAGCUCCACAGUUCACCUACACUCCUCAGUCUCCCAUUAUACUCAAAGAGAACAUCUCCGACUUCAGCUACAACAUUGCCAAGCUCCAGGCCAAAUCCAACACAGAUGAGAAAGCGCCAGUGUUUGAGUUGGUUCACGGCCGCACAGACCAGACCAACAAGGACAGCACCUUUCUGCUAGAGACAGCUGGGGACGGCACCACAGCCUACAUCAGAUUGGGCAAGAACCUGGACUAUGAGAGCAUUACUGAGUACACUCUCACUGUUAGAAUACAGAACAAGUACAACUUGGCCUCAGAAACAGUUAUUAAUAUACAACUAGAGGAUGUGAAUGAUCGGACUCCAACAUUCACGGAGGUUGUCAGUGGAAGUGUAUCUGAGAAUGAACCUCCAGGUACACCGGUCAUGCAGGUGCGAGCCAUCGAUGGUGAUGGAACCUCAGCCAACAACCAGGUUAUGUACGAGCUAGUGGACAACACGGAUGUGUUUACGAUUGACCCGUAUACUGGAAACAUCACCACUCUGGUCACGUUUGACAGGGAGGAGCGAGCCUCAUACAAUGUCAAGGUGAUUGCUAUUGACAACUCUCCCUCGGCCAACAAAGUUAAUGGAGAACCAAACAAAGGCCAGCAAACAUUCAGGAUAGAGAUAGCUGACAAGAAUGAUCAUGCGCCCAAGUUCAACAAGGAGAGAUAUGUUGCGGAGGCCAUGCCUGAGGAUGCCAACAUCAAUCACCUAGUCACACAGGUUGAGGCUCAAGACAAAGACUCUGAAUCUUCUGUCACAUACAGCAUUAUUGAUGGUAACACUGGCAAUGCUUUCUUGAUUGAGCCUAAGACUGGUAAAAUAAGAGUCAACAGCCCUCUGGAUUAUGAAAAUACCACUAGUUAUACACUGAAGGUUCGAGCGUUUGAUGGAGUUUAUGAGGAUCAAGCCUAUGUUGAUAUCAAGAUUGAGAACGUCAAUGACAACCCUCCAAAGUUUCUACCUUACGUUAACAAUAUCACUAUAGAGGAGGAGAAGAUGAAGGAAGGGUGCAUAAUGACUCUCAAAGCCUAUGACCCUGAUAUACCAGACAGGGACGCUCCUCAACACAUUGUCUACAAUGUUGUCAAUAAGCAGGACCAACAAAACUACCUAACUAUCAACAACAAUGGCUGUCUCUCUCUGUUGAAGCCCUUGGACAGAGACCCACCCAAUGGGUUUGCAGUCUGGCAAGUCCGUAUAAGGGCCAAUGACGAGGACGGCACUCGGCAGUCAUCAUUGCAGGAGACUACAGAAGUGAUCAUCACCCUAGAGGACAUCAAUGACAAUGAGCCCUACUUGGACAUGCCUGGCCCAGUGGUGUGGAAGGAGAACCAACUCCCCGGCACCAUCACCACCCUCUCUGCCAAGGACAACGACGGGCCUGACAACGGGCCUCCCUUCAAAUACACCAUAGCCAACUCCGCUAACUCAGAGAUACGAUCAAAGUUUGGCGUGUCUGGAAACCAACUAUCAGCUCUAGUGACUUUUGAUCGAGAAGAAAAGAAGAGUUACCAAGUUCAGAUCGCUAUAACAGACAGUGGACAGCCAACCCAGACAGGCACAAGCACACUGACCGUUGUCAUUGGGGAUGAAAACGACAACCCUAUGAAGAAGGGGUCUAGUGACAUCUUUGUUUACAAUUACAAAGGAGAAGCACCAGACACUGAGAUAGGCAGAGUGUAUGUGGAGGACCUGGAUGACUGGGACUUGCCAGACAAGAGCUUCCAGUGGGAAGACAAAAACCACACCAACUACUUCGACCUCAACGAUGCCACAGGCAUGAUCACGAUGUUGCAAGGCACACCGGCUGACUCCUACCUGCUCACCUUCCUGGUAACAGAAGAAGCCAAAAAGAUCCCCAGACACACAGUCACUGCCACAGUGAAUGUGACAGUCAAGGAGAUACCCGAGGAGGCUGUGGAUAAGUCUGGCUCCAUCAGGUUUGCUGGCAUCACUGCUGAGGAGUUCAUCACACCUGACUCACAUGACAUGAGCAAGAAGAUGAUACUUCAGGCUAAACUGGCCCAUCUGCUCAACACCAGCUUAGACAACGUAGAUGUGUUUACUGUGCUGCACUCUCCUCACAAUACUAACCAGACACAGCUGGACGUCAGAUUCUCAGCUCACGGCUCUCCCUACUACUCUCCUGAGAAGAUCAAUGCGGCAAUUGACGAACAUAGGAGAGAGUUAGAGAAGGCCCUGGGAGUCAGCAUGUUGAUGGUGAACAUAGACGAGUGUCUGGUAGAGAAGCUGUACUGCACAGAGCCGUCGUGUACCAACUUCCUCAACAAGAGCAAGGUGCCGAGUGCAGUGUACACCAACACCACCUCCUUUGUUGGAGUCAGGGCUGUGGUGGAUCCUCUCUGUAUAUGUGAUGUGACACAGAAGAUGGUCUGCUACAAUGGUGGCACUCCAGUUGGAGACAGGUGUGAGUGUGCCAAAGGGUUUGAAGGACCUCACUGUGAGACUGUGGGGAUCGGCUUCAAGGGUGAUGGCUGGGCGUUGUAUCCUCCCUUCGCCUCUUGUGUGGACUCUCACCUCUCUCUGCAUCUCCGGACCCACAAACCCGAGGGUCUGGUUUUCUACAUCGGACCCACCAACUCCGACUCCUUGAGAAUGCUUGGUGUACAAGAUUUCAUGUCUCUGGAGUUGAGGGAUGGCUACCCUGUAUUGCUGGUAGACUUUGGCUCUGGGACUGUUAAACAAGAGCAGCGCCAGUUCAAACUGUCCGACGAUAACACUCACCGAAUUGACAUUUACUGGAGCAAAUCUUCGAUCGAGCUACAGGUGGAUAACUGCAAGCUACAGUCAUGUCUAGCGAUGGGACCUCCCAUACCUCCCAAUGAGCUGCUCAAUGUCAACGGGCCACUACAGGUGGGAGGUACCUUCAUGAAGCUGGCUGCUGUGGCUGAAGGCAUGAACUGGAACUACAAACCUCAUGACGAGGGCUUCAGUGGCUGCGUGUACAACCUCACCUUUAACGGCAAGCUGUACAACCUGGGAGACCCAAGCCUCUCAAAGAACACAGACAUCGGUUGCAACAGUGCAAACUCAAUGGCAAUUACUUUUGGCAUAGAUAGAAGUUUCCUCUUAGCCAUAUUAAUUUGUCUAGCUGUUCUUACAAUUCUGCUGCUAGCAGUCGUGGUCCACCGCAGGAAUACUGACGAUCUGCUUAAGGAACAUGAUGACACUAGAGAGAACAUCAUCAACUAUGAGGAAGAAGGAGGUGGUGAAGGAGACAUGACAGGUUAUGACCUGAAUGUGCUGCGUCUCCAGUAUGACCAUCCUUACAGUGAGAAACAGUUGCCUACAGACACACAUCUCAUACGUAGAGGAGGUCCAGAUGAUGUCCCAGACAUCUGUGGAUUCCUUGAUGGCAAGAAGCAGUCCGUGGAUAACGACCCUGAAACAAAUCCUUUCGACGAUGUUAGACACUAUGCGUACGAAGGAGAUGGUAACACGACAGGGUCACUUUCAUCAUUAGCAUCAGGUACAGACGAAGGUGACCUCAACUUUGACUACUUGUCCAACUUCGGCCCAAGGUUCCGCAAGUUGGCAGACAUGUACGGGGAAGAUCCUAGUGAUGAAGAGGAAGACAACUUUCACAACGCAGCAUCAGAGUCGUGGUGUUGAGGUUAGGCUUCGGCCUCGCGUGCCAUUUCCCUCCAGCCACCGUGUGGCUCUUAGGCGAUAUUUUUUAUAAACUGUGCACAAACAUCGAAAACGCGUUUUCCCAAGUGUUCAUUACGGUCGUUUAUGUGUACUUAUUAAUUAAACAUUCCUCUGUUACCCGGAGUUCGAUCAUGUACUUAAUGUGCUUUAUGAUGCAGUUCGACGAAAACACAUUCCUUUUUUAUUUGAUGUGACUUGAACGCGUCUAGAGUUUUUAAGGCAAUAUUUUUAUUAUAUAUGUGGAUUUCUAAUGAAAUACCAAAGAUAUUUUUUGGUAAAGUCACUUUCUCGAUUAUGUUCUUUUUAAUGAACAUAACUCUGUGAUUAAAUGUAGAAACUAUGUGACUGAUGUUUUUAUUGCGAUCUUUGAGCUCUCAGAACUGAGUUAAGAGCUGAGAAGUGAUGUUGUUAUCACUCUAGUGUUAAAUAUAAGAAAGUAUUUAGUAUUCAUUACUACCGUAUUUCUGUUACUUGAUUAAUUAUGUACAUUACUUCAUCAUAUAUUUUCUUAGUUUUGAUGGUUAUAAUAAUUAUUUUUGUUAAACUACUGUAUAAAUAGGGAGUUAUAAUUGUUGUUUUACCUUUUCUCAAAUUUAUAUCUGAAAUGUGACUGAUUAAUGUUAGAUUUAUAUUGUCACAUAUGUUCCUACAUGUCAAAAACCAUUAUUGUUUCAUGAAAGAAAAUAUUAGAUUAAAUUGAAAGUGAUAUGCUUUUUAGACCCUACUCAAUUUAAAGAUUGUAAAAAUGUAAAUAGACCUUCGGACUAAGUAGUAGUGUUUAAGUAAACAAUUUUUUUUUUGUUUUAUCUCUAUAAUAACAGUUUAUUUGUAGAUUCAACCCGUAACUUCAGAAUUUUAGUUUUAUCUAAGUGCAAUUACAAAAGGGAAAUGAUAAUAACUUGUUUGUUUGUGAAUGUGUCAAAGUCUCUCGAACAUACAUCUUUCGUUUUGAUACCAAAUUUAGAUCUAGCCUCUAUGACUAAUCUCCAAGUGUAUCCUAGUUUUUACUAAGUUAACAAAAUACUGAUUUAACACGUUCGCUGCUGCGUGGUUGUAAUCAGCCGUUCCCAUGAUUUAACCAUAGACUAACCAACACAAGUAGACUUCUCAUCCCAUUGUAAAUUUUGAAGCACGUUUUUCGUGUCUAGUUCAUGUACGUGACACAAAGGCGCUAGUGUCGACGAAACUUUGUUUCUAUUAUUUUAGUGUUAAUUUCUUGAUUUGUGCUUUACUGUUUGGUUAUAUAACUAGGGGACAAAUUAUUGUUUAUGAUUAGAUGGUAUUAUUUGGUUAAACCAGGUUUUAAAUGGCUGUAAUAACGGGAAACAAAUUGUAAACAAAACACGACCUCUACAUAAACCGUACAGAACUAACAAUAAAAUUGUCUUCAGCUGUUCCAUAAGGAUGAGAAAUCUACUAAGGGAGUAUGUUUUAUCUAUGAUUUAACUUAGUGAGCUCAGCCAUUUACGCGGAACGUUAUGAUCGUUGCCAGCCAUUAGCUUUGAAUGCAAGCUUUAUAUAGGUGUAGGUUGGUACUAAAAUUUCCCGUAAAAUCCCAUCUUGCAAUGCUUUUGUCCUGGUUUCGAAUAUUUUCUCUCUUCGAGCCACAUUACAAAGAAACCAGGCUACGGAUCCAGCCAGUGCUGCUACCCUUGGGUGUUUCAGUGAACUACGUCCACUCUGGGGGUAAUGCAGCACAAUAACCCCCCCCCCCCCUUUUGUGAUUUUUCAGACUGAAAUAUUUGAAUGCCAAUUGCAUUCGCUGAUUCGGCCUUUCCGGCCCAUUGGCAAGCGCCUGUAUGAUGUAUGCUGCAGUGAGCGUGUUAAAAAGUGUUAAUGUGACCCAAAUACAUAAAAACUAUAAAGUAAGGUGAAUUUUCUUUUUUUUCCAAAGAAAAGUGUUGGCAUUUCUGAUUGUAUAGACAUAACGCAUGCUUAUUUUCUUUAUUUAUCUUAAUUUCAAUGUAUUAAAAUACAACAAGGAGACUUUGAUUCAGAUUGCAUUUGUAUUAUAUUAACAUAUUUGGUGAACAAUUUAUUUUUAAUAUUUGCUUUAUACAAUAUAUAUAUAUAUCAUUCUUAUUUCUUCAUGUUAUGUUUUAAAAAGUUUAUCAUUAUUUUCUAUAUGAACAAAUCUAUACACUAUAUAGCCCUUUAGAAUGAGUAUUCAUAAAAUAUGACUUUACCAUUGAUGGUGUGGGCCUAUUAAUUAAAUUUUAACUUGGUUCCAGGGAAACUAAUGAUGGAGAUUGCUUGGUGUUUGUUUGCCUCUAUGUAGCUUACUACUCUAACCAGAUGUAGAUUUCUGAAUUUAACCCAGUAUUUAACUGUGCUUGAUAUCGAGGAGGGAUGUUUACUAUGAAGUGUUAGUGUUAUAGUCAUGAUACAAGUUUUACACUAAGAAUCUAGUCGAUUAUUUUAGUUAUUUAUUACCUUUCUAAUAUUAAUUCUAAAUUGUUCACCUCAUAUUCAGUCUUAAGUUAGUUAAUAAAUCGAUAUGGUUCCAAAGUGAUCAUAUUAAAAAUAAUUUGAGCUUUUAAGAGUACAGGCUUUAAAUGAAAGUCACUCUUUUGAGCAUUGCAAGUGACUAAGGCUGUCUGACAAAUGAUAUACUGUAUACGUGUUGGUGCUAAAGUGUUGUCGUUAUCUGCACAGCACACCUAAAUCAAUUGUUGCCAUUGUCUUUGAAUAAAACUGAACAAUUUAAUAAAUUAUAAAUAUAGUUAAGUUAUAAUAGUUUUAAUUAAUAGGGAAUAUCAAUAUUGGUAAACAACCAAACAAAAAUUUUAAUUAUUUAUUUUUUUUAAUUUUAAGUAAGUUGUAUUAUUUUGUUUUUAAUGUAACUUAUUUGCAUGUUGUUAAAAUAAAGUAUUUCUAAUUUUAUAUUUUUUAUACAGAAAUAUGCAUGAGAAACAUGAGUUAUCACUCAAGAUUUAGGCAGCCAGGAUAGUGUUGUAAUUGCUGGGGGCCAACUGUAAGGAGUAAUUAUUAUUAUUGUAUAUGUUAUUUAAUGUACGAUCUCAUUGUUAUUAUUUGCACAAUGUAAAAUAUUAUAUCAAAUUUUGUAUAUAAUUUUCUUAACUGGAAUAAUGUAAAGUCUUGGAAGUUGUUUAUUAUUUAAUUUUUUUUUAGUUGCCAUGUAUAAUUUUGUACAAAAUAAACAAAAUUUAUAAUAAUUUUACCUAUUGUAUGUAGAGUGUCGUGCAAGUAGUCUUGUGGAAGCAUAUUCUUGAGUUAAAAAUAAUUGUAUGCCCAAUGCAUUCACUGUCAUAGGUUUAGUUUGAUAUUUAAAAUACAGGACUUUUUAGAUAA